AGCGCUCAUUCGGCCAGCGGCUGCCGGAGAGGAAAGAGCUUCAUGGCGGCGGGAGAGGGCGGGGCCGAGGCAGAGGCGCUGCCCCCGCCCUCCCCGUCUUCGGGCCCCGAGCGCGCCUUGGAGGAAGCGGCCGCCUCGGGAAAGCUCAGCCUGGCCGGACGGCGCCUGAGGCACUUCCCCGGAGGAGCGGCCCGGCGCUGGGACCUCAGCGACACCACGCAGGCGGACCUGUCCCGGAACCGUUUUGCGGAGGUGCCGGAGGAUGCCUGCCACUUGAUGUCCCUGGAAGGGCUGAGCCUGUACCACAACUGCCUGCGCAGCAUCCCGGCCGCCAUCGCCAACCUCCAGGCCCUCACCUACCUGAACCUCAGCCGGAACCAGUUGUCCUCCCUGCCCUCCUGCGUCUGCCGCCUGCCCCUCAAGGUCCUCAUCGCCAGCAACAACAAGCUGGCCUCCCUCCCAGAAGACAUCGGGGCCCUCCGGAGCCUGCGCCAGCUGGAUGUUAGCAGCAAUGAGCUGCAGUCCCUCCCGUCCAGUGUCGGUGGCCUGGAGUCGCUCCGGGACCUCAACCUCCGGAAGAACCAGAUCAGCUGCCUGCCGGAAGAGCUGGCUGAGCUGCCCCUGGUGCGGCUGGACUUCUCCUGCAACCGCGUCACCCGCAUUCCCGUCUGCUUCCGCCACCUCCGGCACCUGCAGUCCAUCCUCCUGGAGAACAACCCCCUGCAGUGCCCACCUGCACAGAUUUGCCUGAAAGGCAAGAUCCACAUCUUCAAAUACCUCCACAUCGAGGCCUGCAGCAAGGGACGGCCAGACCUGGCGGAAUUCGCCCGCGGGAGCCGCCCCACCGCCUUUGGGACCUGCCUCCCGGACGACUUCUACCCUGUGCGGCAAUACGGCGGCCUGGACUCGGGCUUCAACAGCGUGGACAGCGGGAGCAAGCGCUGGUCAGGGAAUGAGUCCGCAGACGAGUUCUCGGACCUCUCCUUCCGCAUCGCGGAGCUGGCCCGGGACCCCAGGCAGCUGAAGGAGCGGCGCAAUGGGGCAGUUGACGGCGGAGACCUGGAUCAGGUGGACUACAUCGACAGCAGCCUCAACGGGGAGGAGGACGAGGAGGACUUGGUGGCCGAGGGCAAGUCGGACAACGGCUUUCACGGGACGCCUUCCAUUGAGGAGCAGCACAGAGCCGGGAGGAGCGCUUUCCUCAAAGGAGGCCCCGCUUCGGAGUCCGGUCUGACCAGCAGGGCCAGCCUGCCCCGGCCGGAGCCCUUUGGGGAGGAGCGUCGCCGGCCGGAGUCCCUGCAGCUGUGGCAGGAGCGCGAGCGGCAGCAGCCCCCUCCGCCGUGGCCCCUCUGGAGCCAAGGGCCCGAGAAGCGGGACAGCGGCAGCCUGGCAGAGAGCGGCAGCAGCUUCUCCCAGCUGAGGCAUCGGGGGGGCAAGGGGUCAGAGCAGCUGAGCGGCUCCUUCAGGCAGAGCCCCCCACACUAUGCAGAUCCCUGCCACGCGCAGAGCGGCAACUCUUUCACCCGCGAUGCUGGAUCCGUGCAGAAGCCUCCCAGCUUCCUCUUCCGCUCUGGCUCCCGGCACAGCACGCACCGAGGCGGAUCUGGCUGCUUUUCCCCGGAUUCCCCUUCCGAGCCCUGGAGGCCGCGGCCGCUGGACGAGAGGGAGCUGGUCCAUGAGCUGCGCAAGGCGAUCGAGUCCCACCUGAACAUCACUUUGGCCGAGGACCUGGGCGAGGCGCUGGCCAACGGGGUCGUCCUCUGCCAGCUGGUGAACCACUUGCACCCGCGGUUGGUGCCCUUCAUCCACGUUCCCUCCCCUGCCGUGCCAAAGCUGAACGUCGUUAAGAGUCGAAAAAACGUGGAGAACUUCCUGGCCGCCUGUCGCCAGUUGGGUGUCCCAGAGGUGUCUCUGUGCUCGGCCUCCGAGGUGCUCUUCCUCCCGAAAGGCCUGAGCCGCGGCCUGCUGCUCCUCCUGGAGGCCCUGCUGCUCGUGCGCGCCCCUCCUGCCAGGAAGCCCCCCGCCCUGCCCGCCCUCUCGAGACCCCCGGCCGGCUUUGGCGCCUUCUAUGUCCUUGUCAUGCUGCUGCUCUACCUGGCCUAUCGCAAGCUCUGGGGAUGAGGCAGGGGCGGGCUUAGUGUGGGGCGGAAGUGUGGGGAGAUUGCCCCGUGACCCUGGCUGACCUGGACCGAGAGAGGCUCCGGUGUGGUCAAGCCUUGUAUGGCGCCUGGUCAAGAACACGGCAGAGCUGUGGCCCAUGCGGUGCCUCCUCCGUGGGAAGCACAAGGGUUCCGCUUCCAGAGCCAGGGAACAACGGGGCUUUGUGGGUGCAGAAUCUAGGCGCCAGUAAGGAUUCCAGGGAGUUGUGGCCCCCCGUCGUC
Molecule: messenger RNA, 2381 nt
Organism: Anolis carolinensis (green anole)
Lineage: Eukaryota; Metazoa; Chordata; Lepidosauria; Squamata; Anolidae
Gene: lrch4
Product: leucine rich repeats and calponin homology domain containing 4
Exons: 18
Coding region: 43-2121 (692 amino acids)
Molecular function (GO): protein binding
Source: RefSeq, a predicted model, not a curated record